CCGCAGCCGCCCCGACGCCCGCCGCCGCUCCUCCGUCCCGGCGCCCCCCGGGGGGAAGUUUGCAUGAGGCUCCGCCGCCGCCUGCCCCGGCUGCCGCUGCGCCGCCUUUGGGAAGGAUCCUUGCCCCCUUGCUCGCCCGGACGUGCGCUGCCCGAGUCCCUAAAAUGAAGAGGGCGAUCGCGGAAGCAAGCAAACUGCUGAUUUUGGUGCUUUGCCUGAACUUCCCGUUGGAGGUGGAGUCGUGCCCAGGGGCUUGUGUAUGCUACAGUGAACCCAAGAUCACCAUCAGCUGCCAGCAGCAGGGACUCGGAGCCAUCCCCGCGGAGAUCCCGAUCCAGACCCAGCGGAUCUUCCUCCACAGCAACAGAAUAAGCCUGGUCAGGUCCACCAGCUUUACCUCCUGCCGGAACUUGUCUAUCCUGUGGAUCCAUUCCAACAACAUCAGCCUCAUCGAACCCGGGGCCUUCUACGGGCUGGAGAAAUUGGAGGAGCUUGACCUCAGUGACAACAUGAACUUGAGGUCCAUCAACCCCACCACUUUCCAAGGCCUCGUCCACCUUCAUACCUUGCACCUUGACCGCUGCGGGCUACAGGAACUCUCCACGGGCCUCUUCCGAGGGCUUUUCUCCUUGCAGUACCUUUACCUACAGGAGAACAACCUGCAGAACCUCCUGGACGAUACCUUUGUGGAUCUUGCUAACCUCACGUACCUGUUUUUGCAUGGUAACAAAAUCAAAAGUUUGUCGGAGAAUGUGUUCCGGGGGCUGAUCAACCUGGACCGGUUGCUCUUGCACCAGAACCGGGUGAGCGCGGUCCACCGAAGGGCUUUCCAUGACCUUGGGAAAGUGUUGACCUUGUAUCUUUUUAAUAACAACCUGACGGUGCUCACGGGAGAGACAAUGGCGCCCUUGGUGUCCCUCCAGUAUCUACGUUUGAACGGCAACCAGUGGGUGUGUGACUGUCAAGCCCGGUCCCUCUGGAAUUGGUUUAAACAGUUCAAGGGCUCGUCGUCGGAACUGGAGUGCCACCUGCCGGCUCACCUGGCGGGCCGGGAUCUCAAGCGGCUGCAGAGCACCGACCUCGAAGGGUGCGUGGACUCUUUCAACCAGAUCCGAACGAGCGUGUUCAGCACCAAGACCAGAUCUGGCAAGUUGCCGACCUCCGCCCCGCCCCUCCAUCCUCCGGACAGCUCCCGGAAGUGCUGCCAGCCAGAGAUGGACAAGUCGUUCAUUUAUGAAGCCAAAGCCAAAGCGGGGCCCUCUUCCCACAGCAGCCGGCCCUCCUUGAACAAUCCGCUCAAGGACAAGGAGAACAUGGCCAAAACGAAGCACCAGGCGGAGGUGGACCCUUCUAAAAAUGGCAGCAACAAGCAGAUCAAUGACUCCCCUUUUGGGACUUUCCCCAGUGCCGUUGACCCUCCUUUGACCAAUUUCAAGCCAGAAUUAUUAGGUCCCAUAGAACCUUCUACAGUCCCCACCAAAAAGAGGCAGGGCUGUUCCCGAAAGAAUAAAUCCCGGUCGCAGUGCCGUGUUGCUCAGGUAGCACAAAACUCAUCCACGUCACCGCUCCUUCCGAGUCUCCUGAUCGCCCCUUUGGUGUGGGGCCAGUUUUGGUUCUGCUGAAAGGGAGCCUUUUUCGUUUCGGAGCGAUGCCCUUUGGCUUCCCAAGCAACCCCGAACCUUUAAAUAAAAAUUAAGCCACCUCUCCAAAUGUUGCAAAUAAGAAGGAAGGAAGCUCUACACCCUGCGGGGAAACGUGGUCACACUCAAUGUUAACUUGGAUGCCUUUUCUUAGAAAAAACAAAAACACAAAACAGAACAGACACACGAUAAAAAGCAAAACUCAGCCACAACAAAAUUGUACAUAAUUUAUUUGUUCCUCUUGGAAUUCUAUGUGUUUCGGUUGUGUUUUAUUUUAUUUUUUUUAAAUGGUCGUCGAAACGGCACUUUUCCUUUCCGCAAGGUUUGGGCCGCAGCGGAGGGUGAGAACAGAAAAGCAAACGAGCCACCGGUGAGAAGCAAAAAAUUGGGAAAAAAAAGGUGCAAGAAAUUCAAAUGUUUUUUUUAUAAUUAAAAAAGAAAAAAGAAAAAAAAAGAAAGGAAGUGUUGCUUGUAAUUUGAAAACGGCUCUUGGAUGAUGUUGUAAGUUUUCCCCAUGCCACAGAAGUGACCCGUCAAUGUCAUUUCCACUCCUGCAUUUCUGAAUCUCGAGGUUUAAUCAUCUUCCGUUUCCAUUAUGCCGUGUUUACAGAGGAGGGGCAUUUGUUAAAGAAUGCUGCCUUUUCAUCCACUCAAGGCUGGCGUAUAUAUAUAAAAAUAUAAAUAUAUAUAGAGAGA
Pogona vitticeps (central bearded dragon) is the source of this 2336-nucleotide messenger RNA. RefSeq names its product reticulon 4 receptor (gene RTN4R). Gene Ontology annotation, biological process: positive regulation of Rho protein signal transduction. The record is from RefSeq and is a predicted model, not a curated record. NCBI's taxonomy places the organism in Eukaryota, Metazoa, Chordata, Lepidosauria, Squamata, Agamidae. Gene Ontology annotation, cellular component: plasma membrane; external side of plasma membrane. Gene Ontology annotation, molecular function: ganglioside GM1 binding; ganglioside GT1b binding; protein binding.